UUUCCGUGCUGCCGCCGCCGACGUCGGACAGACCGACCGCGUCGUCGCCGACGCUCGGGCAGCCUCGUCGGGUCGGGCGCGUCGUGACCGUGUCGCCAGCGACGGAGCCAUGCUGACGGUCGGCGCUUGGAGCGCGCUCUUGCUGGGACUGCUGGCGGCGCCGGCGGCUAGUCAGAAGAAGGACAGUCUUCACGUGCGUCUGCGGCUCCCUCCGCUGGCCCAGCAGGGUGAAGCCAUCAACAUCACGUGCGACUAUCAGCUGCGGCCCAGCGACCAGCUGUACUCAGUACAGUGGUACAAGGAGGGGGAGGAGUUCUAUCACUACAUGCCCGGCACCCGACAAAAGAAACAGACCUUCAACGUACCCGGCAUCGACGUCGAUUUGGCGGCCUCAGACGCCCGGACUGUGCGGCUCCGAUCCGUCUACCUCUCCACUUCUGGCCAGUUCCGCUGCGAGGUCUCACUGGAGGCGCCCUCUUUCGACACGUUCUACGACUUUGGGGACAUGAUUGUCGUCGUGCAGCCACGCCAAGGUCCGCAGAUACACGGUCUUCAGAAUAGCUACCAGGUCGGCGAACGACUGCGCCUGAACUGCACGCUGGCCGGAUCCAAACCCGCUGCGGCCCUCAACUGGUACAUCAAUGAAGAAAAGGCGACCCCUGUUCAGCUGGUAGAGCACGCGCCGGUGCGCGGCGCCGACGGCCUGGAGACGGUCACCCUGGGCCUGGACACGCCGGUGCUCAGCCAGCACGUUCACCACGGCAGGGUCAACGUCAACUGCACGGCCUCGGUGGCCAACGCCUACUGGGAGAGCCGCAUCGAGUCGGCCAGCGUGCACGUGGCGCAGAAACUGGCCGUGCUGGAGAGCACGGACAUGCGCAACAGCGCGAGAGGUUUGCGGUGGGCCUACGCCAGCUGGUCAGUACCUCUUCUCCUGCUUUCGUACCUGACUUGGAUGAGGUGAGGCCUCUACCGCUAGACACAUCUGCAAGACAGUGCAUCCGUGCAUCGGUGCACCAGAGUGCAGCGGAGUGAACCGGGGUGCAGCGGAGUGCUCCCGUGCACCCCCCGCACGGGCACUCCACGGGACACCUAUAGAGUGGCGCGGCAGAACGAGAGCAACUGCACCGCUUAUCGAGCUGCCGUGUCUGAGACAAAACGUUGCCAAACUCUUACGAUACUAUGCGGUAAAUGGAACAGUGGAACGCAGGUGAUCAUGGGCUAUGCUGAGAUCCCACAUGUGGGUUACAGCGACUGGAGGAAAGUGUUUGUGCGUGAGAAAAGUGCAGCAGCUGGUGUUAUAGUAUGAGCUGCAAGUACUCGUGUUGUGUACCUACACAAUGCGAGAUCGCUAGUUUGCAGAUGAGAGCUGGCUUUGAGAUUUGAAACAUUCGAAAUAGUCCCGAUUUGAGACUCACUGCAGGUGUUAGAUGAGAUUAGCUCAGUCCUCGGACGAAAUGUAUAUUUUCCUGCGUGAUCCGUCAAACUCGGGUGAAUACUAGAUGUUUGUGGGUUUUGAGCUCUGAUCAUACGGUUGGAGUGUGUCCAGCUCCACCUUAUCAGGUUUCACGUUAGUGAAACAUCCCUUCAAGCUAUAUUUCGUGAAUACCCGUUAAAUGUUUGCUUUCUAGGGUAAUAUCUCGUAACGUACAAGGUGUGAAGAGGUUUGGUGUCGUCAGACUAUCCAUACAUUCCUUGUGCGUGGCCCAUGUAAAUGUGUCAUUUACUCGUUGUAAACUGUGAGUGACGGUUGUUGAGAUGAGUCAGAAACAGUGUGCUAUGUGCACUGUAGAGCUGCAGCGUGUGGUUUUGACUAUGAAGAAAAUACAAACGUUACGUAAUUAAAUGCGUGGUUAAUUAAAUAGCAUUGACCGCUGCGCUGGUGGGCUGAUUACUAUAUGCAUACAUGCAGCCCCUCAGCCUAAUAAAUAUAGAAAAUACAAAUACGCUUCGCAUGA
Molecule: messenger RNA, 1958 nt
Organism: Amphibalanus amphitrite
Lineage: Eukaryota; Metazoa; Arthropoda; Thecostraca; Balanomorpha; Balanidae
Product: cell adhesion molecule 2-like
Exons: 6
Coding region: 110-964 (284 amino acids)
Source: RefSeq, a predicted model, not a curated record